Patiria miniata (bat star) is the source of this 2298-nucleotide messenger RNA. RefSeq lists its product as uncharacterized. The coding region runs from base 609 to 2159 and encodes 516 amino acids. The record is from RefSeq and is a predicted model, not a curated record. The transcript is spliced from 6 exons. NCBI's taxonomy places the organism in Eukaryota, Metazoa, Echinodermata, Asteroidea, Valvatida, Asterinidae. Gene Ontology annotation, biological process: apoptotic process; regulation of apoptotic process.
GUCAAGCAUUUUGACAACCACAUAAUUUCAUAUGUUCUUGAUCCUACUGGAGAACAAACCAUAGUUGAGUAUUCCCAGCUCUUUUCAAGGUGGCCGUUAAGUGUGCACUCAUACUCUGGACAGACAGGUGUGAUUAACAAAUAUUCUCAUACAUGCGAGCCUCUCUGAAUCUGUUGUACAACAUAAAGUUUUACAAUAGGCCCAGCUUCCAUUAUGCUAGGCAUAAUUACAUCUAAACUGCCAAUUAAGUCCUCACACACUCGCCUUUCUGAACCCCGACUAAUUGUUCUUUCUAAUAACAGAAAAACAGAAAAUGUGAAUGUUUCAAAUAACCAAUGCACCUACUGUAUCCCCAAAUCUUCCCUAGACUGCCUAACCAAGAUGUGGGAUUGUCAUUUUCGAGAUGAAAAAUUCCCCUGUCCCUGAUUAUGUUGGGGUCAUGACUUUUGUCAAAGUUGUUUGCAGUGUACUGUAGAAAAGCUGUAAUGAGCCACUUGCAUAAAAAAAACACUCUGUCUGAUUUUACAAUGCAUUUUCCUCUAAAUGCACACAUCCCCUAUUUUUCUGCUUAAAGUUGUUGGUCUGGUUACCAGUAUAAGGUUGACAAGAUGCCUGUUUUCAAAGUCUGGAGCAGUGACAGACUUUCCAGAAAAUGCAUUCCAGCUACUUGCUAUGAGGAACUUCUUAACAAAGCACAGCAAAAGUUUGCAUUUGCAUCAAGUGACUUGUUGGCAGUAGUUCUGGAGGAAGAUGGGACUGAAAUAGACGACACUGAAUCCCUCAUGGAAUUUUCCAAGUCCAUUCUGAUGAUUCUACAACCAGGACAGACGUGGCAUCGAAAAACAUCCACUCCUCCAGCAGAAUUGCCUUCUGAAGAGGGGAAAAGUCAUGCUCCGGAUGAGUACUCAGAAAUCAAACUAAUAGAUGUGGAUGUUGGUCCAUCUACCAGUACAAAGACCUUCCCUGCACCCACUACUGCUUGUGGGAUUUCAUCCCGGGUGACAUCAGCAACUUCAUUGCCAUCAUUCAGCACAACCAUUCAGCAACAUCUAAAGGCUGGGACAGAAUUUCAGAUUUGGAAAGAAAUGAUUGCAGAGGCUGCACAUUACUACACUGCCAACUUCCCCAACAUCAGCAGCUCAUCUGAAUAUCAUGACAUUGGCAAGAAGAUGCACCAAGAAUUUCCUGCAAUUGCCCGAGAAGGAGAACAUGCAUGGUCCUUUUUCACGAAAUGCUUAAGCCAGAGGAUUCGACACAUGCGAUGGGCAUCAAAAAAGAAGACAGUGCCACCAAAACCAGCAGAGGUACAAGGAGAGAAGAGGGGACGGGAGGACACCAAUGACCAGCCCAGGAAAUCUGUCAGAGGAGCACAGCUGCACAUUUCUGGUCACAAGAGCUGUACUGAUGCAGAGUAUGAGGAACAUCUUAAGGAGCUAGCGAGUCAAUGGGACAAGGGUGAGACACGAAAUGUGAAGCACAUCAAGCUGCUGCUCAGCGAAACCUUUCGAAGGAACGAGCAGUGGAUUCGUACUCUACCGGAUUCUCAGGUUCAUCCAAUCCUUGAGAAAAUACCUUGCUAUGAAGAUGGUGCAAUGGUGAUGCAUGAUUUUCAACUCCUCCUUGGUGAGACAAAGUUUCAGGCCAUCCAAGACAACAUCAUCGUCUUCAUGGAUGCAGUAGAGAAAAUUAUGGAAUCGAAAACAGAGGAGGCCGAGCCAGAGAGGAUGAUCCCUAUAAUUUCUUACGUGGAAAAGGCAACAGCCUUUGAGAAGGGGAAGGGAAGAAAGACUAGGUCGAUCAUCACCAUGAAAGAGGACAUACCAGAUGGUGACAUCAAAAAGGAACUCCACACCCCAAGAAAUGAGCCACCGAAGCUGGUAAUCUUCACAUCAAACAACAAGCUGCAAGCAUCUUUUGUUGUAGCUGAUGGAGUCAGUAUUAUGAGUGAGAAGGGUUCUACUGCCACUGCUGCAAUCCUCUUACUCAUUGGAGUGUACUACCUAUUCGACCUGGAGUACCCAAAGACUUAUUCUCAGCUCCUUGGAACACUCCAGAACCAUGUUGUUAAGGGUGUGCCCUAUGAUGGCCAAAAGAGUGCCAAAUUCAGAAUGUUCCAAACGGCUUUGCAAAGAAAAUUAAAAGCUGUUGCUGAAAAUUAAAAGCAGUUGCAGUAGAACCCUUCUCACCUUAUUUUGUCCAUUACACAACAUGCUGCUUAAACUCAUUAGGCCAAGAAGAAAAAAACAUGUUUUCUGUUACAACACAAAUAUUUAGGGUACUAUAUCUCUUUUCCCCUAA